Carassius auratus (goldfish) is the source of this 987-nucleotide messenger RNA. RefSeq names its product olfactory receptor 6N1-like. The transcript has a single exon. Gene Ontology annotation, cellular component: membrane. Gene Ontology annotation, molecular function: G protein-coupled receptor activity; olfactory receptor activity. Lineage: Eukaryota; Metazoa; Chordata; Actinopteri; Cypriniformes; Cyprinidae. Bases 1 to 987 code for a protein of 328 amino acids. The record is from RefSeq and is a predicted model, not a curated record. Gene Ontology annotation, biological process: G protein-coupled receptor signaling pathway.
AUGGGAGCUGAAAAUUACUCUGUAAAAAAUGUAGACAGCUUUAUAAUCACUGGAUUUGAUCACCUCCAGAAUCAAAAGCUCCUCGGAUUCCUCAUCUUAUUAACCUACAUGCUCAUACUGCUUGGGAAUGGCAUUAAUCUGUGUAUCAUCUCAACUAACGGGCAUUUACACAAACCAAUGUACAUAUUAAUCUGCAAUCUAGCUGUUGUUGACAUAAUGUUCUCUUCUACCUGCAGCACAACCAUGAUCUCAGUGCUGCUGGCUGAGAUUAAAACUGUUUCAUAUUAUUCUUGUAUCUCAAGAACAUACUUUUAUCAUCUCGGUGAUUUUACAGAGUGCAUGGCUCUGACAUUAAUGGCAAUAGACAGACUUAUUGCAAUUAGACUUCCUUUAAGAUACCACAGCAUUGUAACAAAUUCACGAACAUUUCUUUUCAUUUUUCUAACCUGGCUUGCUAGCUUUGCUGUUAUAGGUUUUGUGAUAUCAAAAGCAGACAGUGCACCAUACUGUCAGCCUGUCAUCAGAUAUGUGUUCUGUAAUUAUGCUUCCUUGAUCAGAGCUGCUUGUGUUAAUCCUGAACCUUAUUUUUUCAUAACUACAAUUAUAAGUUUGGGGCCAAUAUGUGGACAGUUUCCCUUUAUUCUGUGUACCUAUGCUGUCCUGGCUUACAGCGUUACUAGACUCUCCAACAGCUCAAGCAAAAAGCAAAUGAUCAGCACCUGCUCCAGUCAUCUCAUUGUCUUGUUUAGUUAUUAUGCACCAAAGCUGGUCUCUAUUUUACUAACUCGAAUAGGAGUUGAGCUAAAUUUAACAGAAAGGAAUGCUGUUCUUAUUGUAGCCUCUCUAGUUUCUCCUUUAAUAAACCCCACUAUUUAUUGCACCAGAACGAAAGAGAUCAGGAAACUAUUAGCAGAUAUAUUUUUGCACACAAAAAAUUGUACCAAAUUAAAUCAAAUCAAGUCAGUUUCAAUAGCUUUAUCAUCUUAA